CGAAACGUUUAAUUCGCAGAAGGGAAAAGCCGCAACAACAUUCAAUCCCAAUUACUGCAACUUACAAAUUUGCUAGCGCUAGACAAAACAAAAUUGACCGGAAGUUAGACCAGGAUUCGACCCAAAAACAAUGCCACAGCAACGGCGCAAGGUGGCCUUCAGCGGCAAGAAGAAGAAGGACCAGAUGCUGCAAAAGCGGAACACAAAAGGUCCGCCCAAAUAUUUGAGGAGCACUCAGGAAUCUUACGAAGAUAGCGAUGUGCCUGAAACGACAAGGAAACUCAUGGAACAGCCUUUCGCUCGCGGAGGAAAUCGAAACAAGAACGUAAAUCGCUAUAACCUCCAGUUCUACCAGGAGGGCAAGAAGGAACUCGAGCAGAUGAAGCAGGAGGGCUUCAAACCUCUGGAAGUUCUGAGUUCCAAGGAGCGGGAAUUGGACGACCGGUAUUUCGCCGGUUGCGACUUUCCAGUGCGACCGCCCUGGAAAAUCGAAAACUCCAAAGAGCAACUUGAUCGCACUGAGAAUCGGUAUUUUAAGGAAUACGUGGACGACCUGCAAAAGAAGCAGCGUGCUGGUGAUUCCAAGGAACUCUCCCUAUUCGAACUAAACUUGGAAACCUGGCGCCAGCUGUGGCGCGUCCUGGAGUUCUCGGAUAUCCUGCUCAUCAUUGUGGAUGUGCGCUAUGCCACUCUGAUGUUUCCCCCCUCACUCUACGACUACAUCAUCAAUACUCUCAAGAAGCAUGCUAUUGUGGUGUUUAACAAAGUGGAUCUAGUGGAGCCACAAGUGGUAGUGGCCUGGCGGCAGUAUUUCCGCGACCACUACCCCCAUCUGCCGGUGGUGCUCUUUGCAUCGUAUCUGCCGCGAUCCCGUAAAGGAAGCCAGCGUGGACCGCAGGCGCAUCGCAGAAGCAUGGAGGGGGUGUAUAACAUCUAUAAAGAAUGCCAACGCUACGUGCAGGAGGAGGUGGAUCUGACGGCCUGGGAACAGAAGAUUCGCGAGGACAUGCGCAGCGAUCAGCUUGAAAUCCUGGAUGAUCUGGCAACGGCCGUGGAGGGUGAGCUUAAGAUAAGCAGCAGCAUCGACACCACUCCUCACGAGCAUGUGAAGUAUCACAGUGGCGUACUGACCAUUGGCUGCAUUGGUUUCCCAAAUGUCGGCAAGUCCUCGCUGAUCAACGCCCUAAAAGGACGCAAAGUGGUCAGCGUGAGUCGCACGCCUGGACACACGAAGCACUUUCAGACCAUUUUCCUCACCCCACUGGUCCGCCUGUGCGAUUGUCCCGGUCUAGUCUUUCCUUCAAGUACUCCCAAAAGCCUCCAAGUGCUGCUUGGCAGUUUCCCAAUCUCCCAACUGGCUGUUCCUUAUCGCUCCCUGAAGUUCCUCGGUGAGCAUAUGAAUCUACCGCAGCUUUUAAGGCUCCACCUGCCCGAGGACUACGACGAGUGGUCUGCGGUGGCCAUUUCCGAUGCCUGGGCUUAUAAGAGAGGAUUUCUUACCGCCAAGGCGGCCAGGCCGGAUCGCUAUCGGGCUGCCAAUCACAUCCUUCGCAUGUGCCUGGCCGGUCAACAGCUGCUGGUACUCCAGUUCUAUCCACCGGGAUUCGAGGAGCGGCGUGAUCACUGGCUCCAACAUCCCGAUCUUGUAGAGGUCAAGAAGUACCAGCAGGUUGAGCUGGAGGAGCCGGAAAGUGAGACCAAUGGCGACACCUCCUCGGUCUGCUCAGAUACUGCUGACAGCGAUGACGAAGAUGAGGACAGCUCCAAUGACGAGACCAAUGCAGAUGAGGACGAGUGUGCCUUCGAGGAGGAUCCUCCAAGAUCCCGCAACGUGUUCGCUCUCCUGGAGGAUGACUAGAUGGAUGAAUUUACCAAGAAAUUUUGUUAUUGCAUCACUAGUUUGCAUGUAUAAUUUAUUAUUAACAUAUACAAUGUUUUGCUAUAAGAAUAACACACGAAGAUGACUUAUUUCGUGAGCUAAACAAUAAACAAAAACACCAGGCUAA
Molecule: messenger RNA, 2006 nt
Organism: Drosophila rhopaloa
Lineage: Eukaryota; Metazoa; Arthropoda; Insecta; Diptera; Drosophilidae
Gene: Ns4
Product: guanine nucleotide-binding protein-like 1
Exons: 4
Coding region: 131-1858 (575 amino acids)
Molecular function (GO): GTPase activity; GTP binding
Source: RefSeq, a predicted model, not a curated record